Drosophila albomicans is the source of this 3252-nucleotide messenger RNA. It is a transcript of the gene MED24, whose product is annotated as mediator of RNA polymerase II transcription subunit 24. NCBI's taxonomy places the organism in Eukaryota, Metazoa, Arthropoda, Insecta, Diptera, Drosophilidae. Bases 124 to 3126 code for a protein of 1000 amino acids. Gene Ontology annotation, molecular function: transcription coregulator activity. The record is from RefSeq and is a predicted model, not a curated record. Gene Ontology annotation, cellular component: mediator complex. The transcript has 7 exons.
AGUUGCAACGUAUAUUUUUCCUGUUUUUUUUUUUUUGUGAAUUGAAUCAGUUGUAGGACCUCUGCUUCCUAAAUAUAAUGCAAUAAAUUAUUAACUGCAAAGAAGUGUGUGCUGUAAACUAAUAUGAAGGAGAACAACAAAAUUCUGCAGCUAAUUAACGUGGCGUGGCGAGAAAGAUGGUCAGACUCACAGUGGGGCAUCAACAUCAAAAAGGUGUUGCCUCGUGGCGUUAGUGGUGAUGUCUAUAAUCUGGCGGAUUGUCUGCUUCAGCAGGCGGUCAUUGGCUCCACAGCAAAUCCGCUAGUGUUGAACUAUCUGAAGCACUCGCUGUGUGCUCAUCUGGUUUCGCAUGCUGCUGUGCUGCGUUGCAUAGCUAAGUAUGAUAAGCUAGCUCGCGUCUAUUGUGUCACUGCUCUGUUGGAGUUUCUGCUCAGCAUCAUAGAUGGCAUCACUUGCCGAAUUAAAUCGGAGGAGACGCUACUGCCUAGUGCCAUGGUGCAGCUGGUUCACUGGUUAAUGCAGAUCUUUGCGCGCAGCGUUCAGCAGUACGAAAUGCGUGGCGACAUGAGCGCGGAGCAAUCGUUUAUGCUGGAACAGAGCUGCAAGCUGCUCGAUCAUUUGACACAGCAACAGUUUUUGAUGGCCAUGCUUUAUGUAGGCUGUCACGAGGAGGUGGAUGCGCUGGAAAGGUUUCGCGAGUUGUAUGCCAGCAUAAAGGCCUCGCUGACCAGUUCCAACUUAACGCUCAGCUCACUGGCAGCCGAGCAGCAGCUGAAGCAAUUGGCCUACAUUGAUGUCAAAAACUUGGAAUUGCAGUCACUAAAUCCGCUGCCAUCAGCUGAGAAGAUUUCAUGCUGUGUUCAGCCACUGUUGGCUGUGGAGGUGCUGCUGAAUCCCUGCAAGGACACCUCUUACUAUGUCGCCGAACUGCAGAUGCUGCAACGCCUAAAAGGCUAUUCAAACACUCGGUUGUUCUAUGAGAUUAUACGAGCUGGCUUUCUCACGCUAAGCAAUGUAGCUGAUACCAGUCCAGACACCAUGUGGGGAGCCUUUAUGUUCUUCAAAAUGCCACACAUCAUCAAACAGCUCCAUGCCCUACAGCGCGUGCCAGGCGAGCAACCGCAACCACCAACUGAUUACAUACCCGAGUUGGUUGAGGCGCUAGAGCUGCUCAUUGAGGAUAAUCUAUUGCUGGACUUCAUGGACCAUAAGUGCUCGUGCAAUAUCAUUGAAUUUUUGCUGAACGAUUGGACCAAACAGCAACUGGUCAAUGAUGUGCACGUGAAGAAAUUCGCCAGCCAGCGUGAGGCUGCCUCGCUGCUGCUCAAGAAGUGCGAUAAUGGCCAACAGACGCCAUCAAAUAUAAAUUUCAUCAAGCGAGCCGAGGUGCCGCUCUCUGGAGUGUUGAAGACGCUCUGCACCAACAAGGUGCAGGAUAUGGUCAAUGUGCUGUGCCAGGUUCCAGUGGGCAACAGCUUUGAGCUAAUUCUCUCAGUGGCCACCGUCGAGGGUCGCCUCAAGACAUUCGUCUCGCGUUUAAUACAGUGCAAUGAAAACUCUAAGCCUAUACCUGGUGAACUGGGCAAGCUGUCCGUUAUACGCUCGACCCUCUUUGAUGUCUCCUUCUUGAUGCUCACUAGCAUUGUCCAAACCUAUGGCUCAGAUGUUGUGCUGCCAGAGCGUGGCGAUUCAUUCUUCGAAAAGUGGGUGCGCGAGUGCAUGAUGGAGCGCAACAAGCUGAAGAAUCCCCGUCAGAUACUUGCACUUUGCGACGAAAGCAUUGUCGACGAGCUGCUCUUGAGUUUGAGCAAACCAGAGGCUGCCCAAUUGAAGCCCCUAACCUGGCAGGAUAUCUGUUUAAAUCUGCCUGGGGUGCUGCAUCAUGUGCUGAUUGCCUGGGAGCAAGAGACGCUCUCUUCUGCCGAUGUCAAGAGCAUACUGGAUAACAUUAAGCGACGUCUAUUUAGCUACUCCGUUUGCGCCACAUCGUUCCUCUGCGCCUAUAUGUAUUCGGUGCGUGAAACAGAGCUGCUUAAGCCACUCAAUAUGAUACAACAGUUUCUGGCCCCGUUGACCAACGAGGAGCUUUCCAGUCAGGAGAAUGCCAAGGAACGUUUAGCGCUCUCAUAUCAGAUCAUACGCAAAAUGCAGCACGAUGUGCAUCCGGCUCCCAACACCAAAUCCCGUCUGAUCUCUCACACACCGCUUAUCGAGCAGUUUCGAGAGUGUUGGCGCACAGUUGCCGAGGCAGGACAUUUGCCAGUAAAGGCUGCACAGUCAUUGGAGUCUUUGUUGCUGGCUGGCGGGGCAUCUUGGCUGGUCACGCAGCUCGUAGAGCAGUUGAUUGGAUGCAAGUACAUGCGCGAUAUGGCCAAGUGCAUGGACAUUGUGUUUGCUGUGAUGCAUCUGGACAUUGAGCGUACCACAGAGGCCUUGCUGCAAUAUGUGGUGGCUCCCAUGAUACUACGCCGGCAGGAUGAGGACAUUAAUGAACCACAAUCGCUGGUGCUCGCUAGACUCUGUGUCUACUGCAUCAUCUCCUGCCUCGAGACUCGUAGCUCGGCAAGUGCCGCAGCAGCAGCUGCCUUUAAGAAGCGUUCGCGUUCCCAUGACGAGGAGGAGUUGGCCACCACGGCCAAUGCGGCGAAAGUACGCAAAGUGAUUGGCGACGGCAGCGACAAUUCCAAUGAUUUUGCCGAUGCCAACAGCAUUGCCGCUGCCGGCACAAAUGUGGCCGCUUUGCUCAGCAGUGCACCGAGUGCCGCCGAGUUGCGAGCUACGCCACUCACCCUAAAGGAGCCGUUGCAGUCAAGUGUUAAGCACAUUUUCCGCAUCUUUAUGCAGUUCGUCAGCGGCGACGAACUCUCACCCAAGGCCGUCUUUGUCUAUCAGUUUAUAUCGUUGCUGGUCGAGUGCGGCGGUGGAGAGCGUGUGGCGCCCGUGUUGCGUCUGCUACCCCCGCUGCUAAUGCAACAACUACUUAAGGUACUGGCUACCGAUGACAUUCGCGUUGGUCUCAUCAGCCGCCUCUACGAUUUGCGAUUGCAGGGCGGACGUCAAGCAGCAGUUGCGGAUUUGUGCUUGUGGCGUAACAUGCAGCUGGCGCGGCAUAGCAUUCACCUGUGAGGAGAGGGACGACGGAAAUUGGACAGAGCGGGUUGCAUUGAUACUACAGUACUAAAUUAACUUAUAUAUAUAUGUAUAUUAUAAAACAAGAAUAAAUUGUACAUUCUUGUUUCUAUGUUCGUAAUA